Rhea pennata is the source of this 1833-nucleotide messenger RNA. It is a transcript of the gene CASP9, whose product is annotated as caspase 9. Gene Ontology annotation, biological process: positive regulation of neuron apoptotic process; intrinsic apoptotic signaling pathway in response to DNA damage; proteolysis. The coding region runs from base 1 to 1389 and encodes 462 amino acids. The record is from RefSeq and is a predicted model, not a curated record. NCBI's taxonomy places the organism in Eukaryota, Metazoa, Chordata, Aves, Rheiformes, Rheidae. Gene Ontology annotation, cellular component: cytoplasm. The transcript has 10 exons.
AUGGAGGAGGCGCGGCGGCGGGCGCUGCGGCGCUGCCGGGUGCGGCUGGUGGCGGCGCUGCGGGUGGCGCCGCUCUGGGCGCCGCUGGAGGCGCGCGGCGUCUUCACCCGCGCCAUGGUGGAGGAGCUGCAGAGCGCCGGCACCCGAAGAGAGCAAGCCCGGCAGCUGGUCAUCGACCUGGAGACGCGAGGGAAGCAAGCGUUUCCGACCUUCGUCUCCAUCCUGCGGGACACCGGGCAGGGUGAGCUCGCAGACCUGCUGAGCGAGGCCUGCGAGCUCCCGCUGGGGCAGCCGGCGGACGUGACGCCCGUCGAACUGGACGUGGGUGGAGAGACGCGCGAGAAAAGUGCGAGCGCUUUGGAGCGCGUCCCCGUUCCGGUUCAAGACGUGAGCGACAGACUUCGAACGCCUCCUGCAGCGCCCAGGGGUGAGCGGUCUUCCGACGGCCGGAGCUCUCGGCCGCCUCUCGGUUCCCCGGCCGUCUUGGCCACGCGUCUCCAGACGCCUUCCAGCACGGGGAAGGGGGGCAAUUCCUCUGUUUUGUGUGUUGUAGGCUCAGCUGUUGACAGCUUGAGGAGGAACUCCGAUCUGGUUUAUGAUCUGAAAGCAGAUCCUUGCGGAUACUGCCUGAUCCUCAACAACGUCAACUUCAGCAGAGACUCCGAGCUGUCAACUCGAACUGGCUCCAACAUAGACUGUGAGAAACUGGAGAAACGUUUCAAGUCAUUGCACUUCAGUGUCCUGACUCGGCAGGAUCUCAAAGCUCAGGAAAUUGUUUGGGAGCUGCGGAAGCUGGCGAGGCUGGACCACAGCGCCUUGGACUGCUGCCUCGUGGUGAUCCUUUCCCAUGGCUGUCAGACAAGCCAUAUUCAGUUUCCUGGAGGGAUUUAUGGAACAGAUGGAAAAGCCAUUCCAGUUGAAAAGAUUGUGAACUAUUUCAAUGGGUCCCACUGCCCGAGUUUGAGAGGAAAACCCAAACUCUUCUUCAUCCAGGCCUGUGGUGGAGAGCAAAAAGAUCAAGGCUUUGAAGUGGAAUCCGAUUCACCUGGAGACGAAGCUCCCAGGGCUUCUGCAGAGUUCGAUGCAACCCCUUUUCAGGCUUCAUCAGGUGCCUUAGACGAGCCCGAUGCCGUAGCCAGUCUGCCCACACCCAGUGACAUCUUGGUGUCCUAUUCAACUUUUCCAGGUUUUGUCUCUUGGAGGGACAGACUGAGCGGCUCGUGGUACGUGGAAACGCUGGACGAUGUGCUGGACCGAUACGCCCAUUCCGAAGACCUGCUGAAUAUGUUACUGCGGGUGGCGCACGCCGUAUCUGCCAAGGGCAGGUACAAGCAGAUCCCAGGCUGUUUCAACUUCCUCCGGAAAAAGUUCUUCUUCAUGCACAAAUGACUUCUGGGCUUCGAGGUCCCUGCCGAACCCGAGAAUCGCUUCCCUGAGGCUGGACGAAGCUUGCGCCCGCCGCGACUCGGAAUCGGUGCUUCUGGCGGCCUGCGUCCGCGGAGAUGUUCGCCUCGAGUAACGGGACUUUGCGAAUGCUGCGAUUCCCGUGAAUCGGCAGUAAGACGCGGGCUGCCGGUCUCCCGCUAGGAAGCGCUGGGGGCGCAGAAGGGGUGUUUGGAGGACUCCCCUGCCCUAGGCCUGGGGCCUGUUUGCAGAGGGCGGCGCCGCCAGCUCGCAGGAAUUCAGCGGCGACUGCACAGCGUUUUACUGCAAAACGUGGCUUUUUAGGCUGGUGGUUACGAUGUUUGUGUCGUCCGGGUAACGAGUAACUGAGCCGAACACUAGUGUCGGGGGCGGGGGGGCGUUUUACAACGGGUAUUUCUCUUUUUCAAU